AUGGAUUUCAUUCAAGUGAAGCUACUACGUUGGUUUUAUGGAAGAAGAAAUGAAGCAGAAGGAACUUUUUAUGAUGUUUCUUGUUGGGUAGAGGAGAAAUUGAAGAAAAAGAUAGAUAUAGCAUUUACUUUGAAUGUCUUCCCUGUUGAUUCAUGGCGUUCUAGAGCUGAAGAAGAAGGAAUAACUUUCUUGGUGGACUUAAACAAAAGAACAUGUGGUUGUUUUCAGUUUCAAUUUGAUGAAUUACCAUGCAUACAUGCAAUUGCAGCUAUCGAGAAGAGAAACAUCAAGAAGUCCAACUUUUGCUCGUACUGGUACUUAAAGGAAUCUUGGCUGAAAACAUAUGAAAGACAAAUACAUCCUGUAGGACAUAUUGAUUCUUGGAUUGUACCAGAGAGUGUUAAGUCACAAAUUGUUAAACCUCCAGAUUUCAAAGUGCCACUAGGUAGAAGGCAGAAGAAAAGGCAUAUUCCAACUACCGAGUCAUCAAAAAUAACAUUCAAAUGUGGUCGUUGCAGAAGAAUUGGUCAUAAUAGAACAACUUGUAUAUAUUCUCCUGCAGUCCAUCCAUUUUCAAGAAAGCAUAGAGAAUAA
This is a messenger RNA of Nicotiana tabacum (common tobacco), 594 nucleotides long. Lineage: Eukaryota; Viridiplantae; Streptophyta; Magnoliopsida; Solanales; Solanaceae. The record is from RefSeq and is a predicted model, not a curated record.